Messenger RNA from Aphanomyces invadans, 729 nucleotides. RefSeq lists its product as hypothetical. NCBI's taxonomy places the organism in Eukaryota, Oomycota, Saprolegniomycetes, Saprolegniales, Verrucalvaceae. The coding region runs from base 1 to 729 and encodes 242 amino acids. The record is from RefSeq and is a predicted model, not a curated record. The transcript is spliced from 2 exons.
AUGGAUGACAAAGAACAGGACGCCGAUGGGUGCUACGACAAGUUGGUCUAUUUGUACUGGUCUUUGUUGGAAAGGAACAACAUGAUGUCGCUCCAUACCAAACCUCCCAAGGCGGCUGUGAAGGCGCUGGUGGAAGGGCUUAGCCCGUCCGCGCUCAAGGCAUUCAUCAAGAAGAACCUUGAUCUGGACCAGAAACACCUUCGCAACUCAGUGCACAAGUUCAUGACGUAUGUCAAGGUCAAGCUGGUUGCCCAACUUGAGUUCACGCGGGCCACCAAGGUGACGGGGAUCAUAAAGACUUCGGGAGACGAAUCGUCCCGGGCCGGCUCUGUUUCACCAAGGAAUGUCAAGGCUUUGAUGAACACCGCUUCAUCGGGAACACCUGGCUGCCAGGACAUCAAGAAAGCGCCAAAUGCUGAGAAGAAAGCGAUCCAGGACAAGUGGAAGGCCAAAUGGACCGAGAAGAAGGAGAGGAAACCGACUAAAUCAAAGGUCGUGAAGUCUCUCCGUUGGACGGGAGAGCAGCCAGCUGACGGAUGUUGCUGGUCCGAGAUCCCUCGAGUCGCGCUAGAGAAGCCCAUCUCAACGCUAAUCGACUCGGGAAGUAAUCCCGGGAUGCUUCUCUCCAAUGGUCUUUUCGGCCUUAUCGCCCUGCAUUCGAAAGUUGACCUUCAGGCGAAGGAUUUGCCCACUCCUCAGGUCAAGGAGAGUUUUGGCGGUGGUUUGUGA